GCGGGCCCGGUUCGCGGCCACCGCCCGACGCAGCGGGCUCCGGAAAGCGCUAACGUGAGAGGCCCUUUCCCGCCUCAGGAGAGCCUUUGGCCGGCGCCAGACCAGCCGCGGGAGGCCUUCCCCCGGCAGCGGCGGGCGGGAACGCCGAGCGGUUCCCCGACGGGGAGAGCCAGCCGGGCCGCCGCUGCUGGGCUGCUUCGCCUCGGUCGGCAGCAUCAGAGGCUGACAGGGCCCGGCCGCGGCGAGCGCCCUCGCCCUCGGCCCAGCCGGAAGGGGCGGUGCGGCGGCGGCGGCGGGCCCCGGCGGCAGCUGGCGGUUGCCGCGGCGCCGGGAAGCCCCGCUGCGAAGCGGAGAUGGCGGACGAGGCGCUCUUCCUGCUGCUGCACAACGAGAUGGUGGCGGGGCUGUACCGCGCCGCCGAGCAGGGCGAAGGGGUGAGUGGGGCCGGGGCCGCGCUGGGGGGCCGCCCGGCAGCGGCUGGGGCUAACGCUGCGGCGGCGUCUCGUGUCUUGCAGGAGAACGGCCGGUGCACCACCAAGCUGGAGAGCAUGGGCUUCCGCGUCGGGCAGGGGCUGAUCGAGAGGUUUACAAAAGAUACUGCCAGGUUCAAGGAUGAAUUAGAUAUUAUGAAGUUCAUUUGCAAAGAUUUUUGGACAACUGUUUUCAAAAAACAAAUAGAUAACCUAAGGACUAAUCAUCAGGGUAUUUAUGUCCUUCAAGACAAUAAAUUUCGUCUCUUGACACAAAUGUCUGCAGGAAAGCAGUAUUUAGAACAUGCACCAAAGUAUUUAGCAUUUACCUGUGGACUAAUCAGAGGAGGCCUAUCGAAUUUGGGAAUAAAGAGUAUUGUAACAGCUGAAGUUUCAUCAAUGCCUGCAUGUAAAUUUCAGGUGAUGAUACAGAAGAUGUAGAGCACAUUCAAAUCUGGGUAUCUACCUUAAAAAUCCUUUGUGUGUGGAUUCAGUUUCUUGGUUCAGCUUUGUAUGUAGCUUGUAAAUUAUAGCAGUGUGCAGGCAGCACAAUUUCAAAAUAUAUAAUAAAAAGUUCAUCAAAAUAACUUAACACUA
Messenger RNA from Harpia harpyja (harpy eagle), 1067 nucleotides. RefSeq names its product trafficking protein particle complex subunit 6B (gene TRAPPC6B). The record is from RefSeq and is a predicted model, not a curated record. NCBI's taxonomy places the organism in Eukaryota, Metazoa, Chordata, Aves, Accipitriformes, Accipitridae. Bases 354 to 911 code for a protein of 185 amino acids. The transcript is spliced from 5 exons. Gene Ontology annotation, biological process: endoplasmic reticulum to Golgi vesicle-mediated transport; regulation of GTPase activity. Gene Ontology annotation, cellular component: trans-Golgi network; TRAPP complex; cis-Golgi network.